AACUAACUUUCAUAACCAUAUAGCCACCCUUAUCUCUCUUUCUCUCCCUCCUCAAAUACAAUUUCCCCAAUUUUUCAUCAAUUCUUUUUCUUUUUUUAAAAAUUAAUUUCCAGAGAGAGAAAAAAAAUGCAAGUAUCAGCAUGCAAUUUGUGGUGUAUGUCAAUGCCAACACAGAGAAUCACCGCUCUCAGUCGCCGUGAAAUUUGCAUAUCCUCCUCUCUUUGCUCCAACUCCCCAAACGACGCCGUUCCUCCCCAAUCCAUUCCCAUUUCAAGGAUAGUUCAGGAUCAAUCUCAGGAUUCUGAUGCUAUGCUGAAAAGGACUCUUGUGUCACCUACAAGACGCGUGUUAAUGGCGAGUUUGUCUUUGUAUUCUUCUUUCUGUUCUUCAAGGUACUUCUCAGCGCUAGCAUUGGGAGAUACAUCAGUAACACUUGAAGAAGUGACCCCUCCUGUGUUUUCUUCUGGUCCACUCUUUCCUGCAGAAGACCGGAUUGUUCAACUAUUUGAAACCAACACAUAUUCUGUCGUUAACAUCUUUGAUGUGACAUUGCGUCCUCAACUUAAUGUGACUGGUGUAGUUGAGAUUCCCGAAGGAAAUGGCUCUGGAGUAGUUUGGGAUGAAGAGGGUCACAUCGUGACAAAUUAUCAUGUGAUUGGCAAUGCCCUUUCGAGAAAUCCAAGCCCCGGUGAGGUUGUUGCGCGAAUCAAUAUUCUAGCCUCGGAAGGGGUACAAAAGAAUUUUGAAGGUAUACUCAUCGGAGCUGACCGUUUAAAGGAUCUAGCUGUCUUGAAGGUAGAAGCUCCUAAAGAUAUUCUAAAGCCUAUCAUGGUGGGGGAGUCGUCGUCUUUAAAAGUCGGGCAACAAUGUUUGGCCAUUGGGAAUCCAUUUGGCUUUGAUCACACCCUCACGGUCGGGGUUAUUAGUGGUCUUGAUCGAGACAUCUUUAGUAAAACUGGUGUAACAAUUGGUGGUGGUAUUCAAACUGAUGCAGCCAUAAAUCCCGGAAACAGCGGAGGUCCCCUUCUGAAUUCCAAAGGAAGCUUAAUCGGGAUCAAUGCCGCAAUUUUUACUCAGACAGGAACUUCAGCUGGUGUAGGAUUUGCAAUUCCAUCUUCAACCGUACGUCGAAUCGUUCCUCAGUUGAUUCAGUUUGGAAAAGUUGUUAGAGCUGGUUUGAAUGUGGAUAUCGCUCCAGACUUGAUUGCGAAUCAACUUAACGUUCGAAAUGGAGCUCUUGUUCUUCAGGUUCCGAAAAACAGUCUCGCUGCCAAAGUUGGGCUAAAUCCCACUAAAAGGGGCUUUGCUGGUAAUAUUGUCCUUGGAGAUAUCAUCAUUGCAGUUGACAAUAAACCUGUGAAGAGCAAAGCAGAGUUGUUGAAAGUAUUGGAUGAAUAUAAUGUAGGAGAUAAAGUAAUGUUUCUAAUUCAAAGAGGUGAUGAAAAGAUGGAGCUACCUCUAGUACUUGAGGAACAGAGUUCAUGAGAAAUCUAUAUGCAUUAAGAUAUAUUGUAAUUUGUAAUGGGUUAGUGGUUUAAUUACAAUGCAUUUUUGGUAAGUGUUUUUUUUGUUCAUUUUAAAGAUAAGUUUAAUCUUAUUUCUGGGCCAAAUAAACUUAGUUAGGAUCCUCUCCAUAGAAAACUUCAUUUGAAACUCCAUGGAUACAUUUGAAAAUAGAUAGACACUUAAAAGUUUAAAAAUAAUUAAUAUUUGUUUACUUCCCA
Lathyrus oleraceus (garden pea) is the source of this 1724-nucleotide messenger RNA. RefSeq names its product protease Do-like 8, chloroplastic. Gene Ontology annotation, molecular function: protein binding; serine-type endopeptidase activity. NCBI's taxonomy places the organism in Eukaryota, Viridiplantae, Streptophyta, Magnoliopsida, Fabales, Fabaceae. The record is from RefSeq and is a predicted model, not a curated record. The coding region runs from base 127 to 1485 and encodes 452 amino acids. The transcript has 13 exons. Gene Ontology annotation, biological process: proteolysis.